This is a messenger RNA of Hyposmocoma kahamanoa, 5300 nucleotides long. RefSeq names its product protein strawberry notch (gene sno). Gene Ontology annotation, biological process: regulation of DNA-templated transcription. The coding region runs from base 157 to 3837 and encodes 1226 amino acids. The transcript has 22 exons. NCBI's taxonomy places the organism in Eukaryota, Metazoa, Arthropoda, Insecta, Lepidoptera, Cosmopterigidae. Gene Ontology annotation, cellular component: nucleus. Gene Ontology annotation, molecular function: chromatin DNA binding; histone binding. The record is from RefSeq and is a predicted model, not a curated record.
GUUGGGACGUCUGGCUUUUUUCAUUACGAAAUAACUAAUUUUCUCGCAAUUAAUUCGUAUUUGUGUGUUAAAUAAGUGAACACAAAACCUACGUUUCAUUUGUAAUCUAUAAAUAAUUGUGUGAAGUGUUUGUGCUACCCCAAUUCGUCUGUAAAAAUGUCUAAACGUGGAAGGUUUGGGGACGAUGAAGACAACCCACCCACACCAUCAGAUGACUCAGAGUUUGAUGAUGAUGAAGAUCCAGACAAUUUGGAAGUGCCAGGUGGUGGCAAAACCUUGGCAGCAGCUGCGCAGAUGGGAAACAAAGUCAAAGUGUCUUCAGGGCCUCCCACUAUCACUAUCAAACCAACUACCAAUCCACUUGCCGCUGCUUCAGGAUUGGCGUUCGGUCAGGCGUCAAAUGUGAAACCUAUCAAGAUACAGGCUAGUCAACUACAGAAACCAAUUAAUAUUGGACUUGGACGCGGCGCUGGAGCGGGCCCAGUGGCGCCCCCAGCGUCCCAUUACGCGGCGGGCUCCUCUGCCGCGUACAACGCUGCCUCGCUACUCGCUCAGAUGGAGAUGGUGGGUAUGCAGGGCAUGAACACGUUCCUGCUGCAAAAUCUGAACCAAAUCUUGGCAUCUGGGAUGGGCGCUCCGCUCGCCGGUAUGCUGGGUCAGUUUGCACAGCUGCCGCAAUGGAAUCAACCUAAACCUGGACUGUGGCAGGUGGACAAGGUGAGCGGUGCUGAACGGGUAGUGACCACGGAUUUUGUCCUCCAAUUCAGGAUAGUAAAUGAUUUUUGUCGAAUUCCAGUAAAACUCGGUCGCAAGCACCCGGAUCCGGUAGUAGAAACGGCGUCGCUGUCGUCGGUGGAGCCGGUAGACGUGACGUACAAGACGAGCCUUCCCGACGAAACCAUCCGCAACGGGCUGCUUUCCGCGCUGCAGCUGGAGGCCGUCGUGUACGCCUCGCAGGCGCACGAGCACAUGCUGCCCGACGGCACCAGGGCCGGCUUCCUCAUCGGCGACGGUGCCGGUGUAGGCAAAGGUCGUACCAUAGCGGGAAUAAUAUUCGAAAACUACAUAAAGGGUCGCAAGCGUGCCAUCUGGAUCUCGGUCUCAAACGAUCUCAAAUACGACGCCGAACGCGACCUGCGCGACAUCGGCGCCGGCAAGAUAGAGGUUCAUCCGCUCAACAAGUUCAAAUACGCGAAGCUGUCGUCCGCGGUGAACGGCAACGUGAAGAAGGGCGUGGUGUUCGCGACGUACUCGGCGCUGAUUGGCGAGACACAGUCCACCGCUACCAAGUACCGCACGCGCCUCAAGCAGCUUCUGCAGUGGUGCGGGGAGGACUUCGAUGGAUGCAUUGUAUUCGACGAGUGUCACAAGGCCAAAAACUUGUGCCCAGUUGGUUCGGGCAAAGCGACAAAGACUGGUCUGACAGCUCUGGAACUCCAGAACAAGUUGCCCAAAGCCCGUGUGGUGUACGCCUCGGCCACUGGCGCUUCGGAACCGAGGAAUAUGGCGUAUAUGGUCCGGCUUGGCAUCUGGGGAGAGGGGACUCCAUUCCCCACUUUCAUGGACUUUAUUAACGCUGUCGAGAAGAGAGGCGUCGGCGCGAUGGAGAUCGUGGCGAUGGACAUGAAGCUACGAGGCAUGUACAUCGCGCGGCAGCUCUCCUUCCACGGCGUCACCUUCAAGAUCGAGGAGGUCCCGCUCUCAGACUCCUUCAAGGAGACUUACGACAAAUCUGUCGCUUUGUGGGUGGAGGCCAUGCAGCGGUUCACGGAGGCAGCGGAGCUGAUCGACGCGGAGUCGCGCAUGAAGAAGACCAUGUGGGGGCAGUUCUGGUCUGCGCACCAGCGUUUCUUCAAGUACCUCUGCAUUGCUGCCAAGGUGAACCACGCGGUGGUGGUGGCGCGCGAGGCGGUGAAGUGCGGCAAGUGCGUGGUGAUGGGGCUGCAGUCCACGGGCGAGGCGCGCACGCUCGACCAGCUGGAGCGCGACGACGGCGAGCUCACCGACUUCGUCUCCACCGCCAAAGGCGUAUUCCAAACACUAGUGGAGAAGCAUUUUCCGGCUCCUGACCGAAAUCGUAUCAACCGCUUACUCGGUCUCGAGGCGCCUAAGGCCAAACCCGCGGCACCACUGGUGCCCCUCGUGCCCCUCAACGGCAUACAUUCCAACGAGGACCCGAAUACAUCCAAGAGGAAACUGACAGCGAGACAGCAGGCGAACGUGGCGGCGAAGCGCGCGCGCGGCGGCUCGUCCUCGGACGAAUUCGUGCGCGGCUCCGAGGACGAACUGGAACUCGACUCGGACGAGGAACGGCGCCACGCCUCCGACUCCGAACUUAGCGAUUUCAACCCCUUCCACGGCGGCAGCGACAGCGAUGAUGAUCCGUGGGUGGGGCGACAGAAGAAAAUGAAACCAGCGAAAAAGAAGAAGGCGGUCGCAAAGAAGAAGCCGUCGACGACGCAGGACAAGAUCGAGACGAUGUUCGAGCGCAAGAGCAGCGCGCCCACGCCGCAGACGGUGACGGUGACCGCGCCCGGCGGACACAGUCUCACCGGCACGCCUGUCGGCACCAACGGGCUCUACCUCGGUCCAGCCCGUGCCGCGCCACCGCCGCGGUCUGCGAUCGAACGUGCGUGCAGCAUGAAGGAGGAGCUGCUGCUGGCCAUCGAGCGGCUCGGCAAGCGCCUGCCGCCGAACACGCUCGACCAGCUCGUCGACGAACUCGGCGGCACCGAGAACGUCGCCGAGGUAGCUACUAUUCCACUACCGAACGUUUGCCUUGCGAAACUGUUUAAGAGGCGCACGGCGCUGGAGGCGGUGAUGCGCGCGAUAAUGAAGUACGAGCAGCCGCUGGUGGCGCCGCCGGCCGACUACAACGGGGACUUCUUCCAGGAUGUGGCCUCGGCGCUCGUCGGCGUCGGCCUCAUCGUCAACAACGAGAGCACGCCCGGCGUGCUAUCGCUCGACAAGGAUUACAAUAACAUGUCCAAGUUCCUGAAUAGGAUAUUGGGAAUGCCGGUAGAACUUCAAAAUAGGCUUUUCAAGUACUUCACCGACACCCUCGCAGCGGUCAUGGAGCAAGCCAAGCGCAGCGGCCGCUUCGACCUCGGCAUCCUGGACCUGGGCAGCGCGGGCGAGCUGGUGCGGCGCGUGCGCUGCCUGCGCUUCCUGCGCCGCCACGCCACCGGCCGCGCGCCCGUCGAGCUGCACACCGUGCACUCCGAGCGCGGUAUGGACUGGACAGAAGCGCUAGAGAAAUGGUCGGAGCUGACCGGCCCGAAGGAAGGCUUCUACCUGUCGCAGCAAGCCCGCAACAACAAGUACACGGCCGUGCUGUGCGUGGCCGUCAGACCCACCGGAAAGAAGGAGAAGCUCACUAAAAAGGAACAAAUGUUCCAGCUGUACAGGCCAAACACCGGCUCGCAACUGCGGCACGAGUCCCUGGCGGAGGUCGAGAAGAAGUACAAGAAGGCCAGCAGCGAGGAGGCGGAGCUGUCGUGGCGCGCGCAGUACGACGCGUCGCUGCGCGUGUGCUCGCACGCCUACUGGAAGUCGUCCUGCCGUAACGCCGCCGACUGCGAGGUGGGCCUGCGCCGGCGCACCUACCACGUGCUGGCGGGGUCGGUGCUGGCCGUGUGGGCGCGCGUCGAGGCCGUGCUGGCGGCGCGCAGCCAGCUCAACAAGAUGCAGGUGGUGCGCAUCAAGACCGACGACGGGCUGAAGAUCGUCGGCACGCUCAUCCCCAAGAACUGCGUGGAGCCGCUCAAGGAGGCGCUGUCGGCCGACGCCGUCUCCGUCAGCGAGCAGACCUUCGACUCCAUCGACGCGCUCAAGUGAGCGCGCGCCGCCCGCGCACUCACCAGUUCCUCUCUCUCUUGUUUUACGCUUCGGCUCGGGCCGGCUCGGGCCGGCUCGGCCGAGGCGCUCGCCGCCGGAGGGCGUGUACUGGCCCGUCCGCUCUGCGAUUGGCGCUCGGGCGCGUUUGGUAAGGGUCGCGAGUAAGUGUGAAUAGAGAAAUAGCUUUUGUACGAAACCGGAGAGUAUACGCCCUUUUAGCGAAUAGUUUAGGAACGGCCCGAACCGCCCGCGGGUGCGGCUCUCGAACGUAGUCAAUUACGGACGCGACGCGACUGAUUUGUCUUAAAACUUUCGCACGCUAUUGGACCGCGAUCGGCUUAAAUUUAGUCCUGUAUUCUCGUGUUACAAUCCCGGACCGGCAGCGUGCGGAACUCGCUCCCCGAUUUCCGAAUGUUUCAUUCAUAAAAUAAUCGCAACGUAGAUAAAGAUACAUUAUUAUUCAUGUACUUUUACGGCCCAAGAACGGACGGUACGGACUGACAAUGUUGCAGUUCCCUUAUUUUCUGAAGCGUGGAGACGAAACCGAUUUGGGAAUUGACCCUUGUAAGCCAAAACCCAUAAUCAAUAACAUGUAACCAAAGGCCUAGUAUGGUGUGAAAGACGUAUUAAGUUUGUAGAUACUCUUUUUGUCUCCGCGCCACUGCAUUAAGUGACUCAUUUAGUGUUAGGUGUACGUAUAACGGGCGUUCGGAAAGGGGGCCAGUACAUACAGUACGGCAUAUCUUAAGCAAUUUACUAUUAGUCUGCAGAAAGUGAUCUAUCUAUGCUGUUGCAUAAACUAAUAUUUAGGACCCUACGGUUUUAGUUAUUUAUCUAUUUUACUUGAUUAUUUGUUACAAUAAAUUUUUUAAUAGUUUUAGGACAAUAAUACGAGUUGAUUGUGAUUCUUAUAUUUAGUUUGACGGACGACGAAAGCGCAUCCAUACUUGGUUUCGUAAUUGAAAAGUAUACGAAAUAAUCAAAUUUUAAUUUUUGUACAAAUGUCACUGACCCUUGUUUUUAUUUAAUUUCUUAUGUUAAUGUAGUUGAAUUGUUCAAUGUUUACAUCAAAACUUAUGUUUUACCUAAACAUGCUGGUAUUCCAAAUAUACACUUUUACAUUCAGACUAUACUACUAGAUAUACACGUUUUAAUUCAAAUAUCGUGUAAGUGCAAUACUUUUCAAAUUAAAAAAAAAAUAUUUUUGCCAUUAUCAAAUUGAUUGUAAGUAGACUAGCACGUGUAAAAUGGUUAUUAGACUAAACGUGAUUCUAUAUUACAUUAUGUAGCCCCGAAGAUACAUCAUUGUUUAGUUGUAUGUAGGCUUCUCAGAGAGAUAAAACCUAUAUGUUAAAUGUUAGCAUCGAUGUUCGUGCAUCGAUGAGUGUUACAGGAAUCAAUCACUGAUAUCAUUAAAAUAUUCAAAUUCUAUGUCAUGCUCACGCUCCCAUCUCUUCUCGACG